Messenger RNA from Lycium barbarum (goji berry), 1631 nucleotides. RefSeq names its product pectin acetylesterase 8-like. Lineage: Eukaryota; Viridiplantae; Streptophyta; Magnoliopsida; Solanales; Solanaceae. The record is from RefSeq and is a predicted model, not a curated record. Gene Ontology annotation, cellular component: plant-type cell wall. Gene Ontology annotation, biological process: cell wall organization. Bases 126 to 1295 code for a protein of 389 amino acids. Gene Ontology annotation, molecular function: pectin acetylesterase activity. The transcript is spliced from 13 exons.
ACCAUCUCAUUCACCUUUACUUGCACACUCAUAAGCAUUCCCCCACUUUUUCCCUUUCUAAAACCUCCUUUCUUUCUCUUUAACUCUGCCCUUUUAAGAAUAACAAGUUUCUUGCUGAUAACAAGAUGACGACAACAUUUCUGUUGGCUUUGGUAGCAUGUCUAGGCCUAGCAGUAUUGUGUACAACUGUUCUCAGCGCCGCAGAUGAUCUAUACGUCAAUAUCACUAUACUCCAAAGUGCAACUGUGGAAGGUGCAGUAUGCCUAGAUGGAAGUCCACCAGCCUAUCAUCUGGAUAGGGGACAUGGUAGUGGAGUUCGCAGCUGGAUUAUCUACUUGGAUGGAGGCGGCUGGUGCGACAGUAUCCCAGAUUGCCUUAAUCGUUCAACUAAUUUCUUAGGUUCUACCAAGCACCUGGAUCGACUAGGUUUCUUUAACGGGAUACUUCAUAGCAGUUCUGAAGUUAAUCCAGAGUUUUAUAAUUGGAACAGGGUGAGGGUGAAGUAUUGUGAUGGUUCAUCUUUCACUGGUGAUGUUGAACAAGUUGACCCUGAGAACAAGUUGUUUUUCAGAGGGGCAAGAAUAUUUAAGGCUAUUAUGAAAGAUCUAUGGAGCAAAGGAAUGAAAUAUGCUGAAAAUGCAAUUCUAUGCGGAACUUCAGCAGGGGGGUUGGCAACAAUCUUGAACUGCGACAAGUUCAAAUCCCUCUUGCCGAAUGAUGCCAGAGUUAAGUGUGUUGCAGAUGCAGGCUUCUUCAUCAAUGGGAAGACAAUCUUUGGUAAUUCAGAUAUUCAAGAGAUGUAUCGACAAAUUGUUAACCUACAUGGAUCGGCUAAGAAUUUGCCGUCAGCUUGCACGUCUGCAAUGGAACCAAGUAUGUGCUUUUUCCCUCAGAAUGUCGUUCCAUAUGUUCAGACUCCACUUUUCAUAAUCAAUUCUGUCUAUGACACUUGGCAGAUUACAAACAUUCUUGUUCCUGAAAACCUUGAUCCUCAACAUGCUUGGAAGGAUUGUAAGCACAUAAAUAACUGCACAUUUAGUCAGCGUGUACUUAUACAAGCCUUUGGAGUGGAGUUCUUGAAGACAUUCGAGGGACUAUCCCCUUCUUUUACGAGGGGUUAUUUCCUCACGUCUUGCUAUUCUCAUGGGGAAAUUCGUUCACGGGGAUACUGGUUCAGUCCUAGCUCUCCGAGGUUGCUUAAUAAGACAAUCAAUGAAGCUGUUGCAGACUGGUACUUUGAGAGAGCGGGGUUUCAAUAUAUAGACUUGUACCCUUGUGCUAGAGAUUGCAAGUAAGGGGUAUAAGUUAAUGAAAUUUUGUACCCAACGAAUAGGCUUGCAGAUGUUGUACCUGCUGCUAAUUUGGUGGUACGUAGCUGCGGAAGAGUAGCUAUAAGUUGGAGCAAAGAAAGUGUUUAUGUUUUACACUUUUUAAUUCCUAUUAGAGUUUUAGUAGAUAAGUUUCUGGUUGUUUAGUUUAGCCCGACUUAAGUUUUAAUGCAUUUCAAUUUGGUAAAGUAGAGUAAGUUAAAAGAUUGUGAACUUCAAUCCUGUGGUCGUAGCUGUAAUUAGAAGGAUGAGCGUACUAAUUUCUUUUAUUGUGAAUGAAAAAUCUUUAUCCUUCUCUCUGUC